AUGGUUAGAAUUCGAAAGGGUUCCCGGCCCAAUCAACACGAAGAAUUUCGACGUCGGUUGGAGCGCGGUUUGUCGCUAUCACCUUCUGAUUCGAACAGUGCACAAAGUUCUUUGCCAUCGGCAGACGGUGACACUACAGAUAUUGAAUCUCUUGAGGAGGAGAACCACUUCCCCAGCCUCCAUUGUGAGACGAACCUGGUGGGUAGCAUUUCGCAAGAUGCCAUUGAAGACUGGAUACAGAGAGAGGAAAUUGGAGAAGAACGGAAUAUCCAAGGACAGCCUGAGACUUCAGACAGUCGUAUCAUAAUCGCUUUCCAGUGCAUCGCAGAGUCCAUUCAAGGCUCGCUGAGCACUCUUACAGAUAAGAUUGAAACUAUUUGCAGUGAUCUGGAGGAUGUUGUUGAUCGGCUGGUAGCCGUGGAGGCAGCAAUGGAGACAAUGGCCCCAAAAUUUCAGGAUUCUACAUCUGAGGGUUCAGCGACUGAGUGGACCGGUCGUCGCCAGUCAACUUUCAGACUAGGAUGUGAUAGAUUUUUGUUACCAAAGUAA
Molecule: messenger RNA, 549 nt
Organism: Penicillium odoratum
Lineage: Eukaryota; Fungi; Ascomycota; Eurotiomycetes; Eurotiales; Aspergillaceae
Exons: 2
Coding region: 1-549 (182 amino acids)
Source: RefSeq, a predicted model, not a curated record